Messenger RNA from Cavia porcellus (domestic guinea pig), 2912 nucleotides. It is a transcript of the gene Slc10a6, whose product is annotated as solute carrier family 10 member 6. Gene Ontology annotation, biological process: bile acid and bile salt transport. Gene Ontology annotation, molecular function: bile acid:sodium symporter activity. Gene Ontology annotation, cellular component: membrane. NCBI's taxonomy places the organism in Eukaryota, Metazoa, Chordata, Mammalia, Rodentia, Caviidae. The transcript is spliced from 6 exons. The record is from RefSeq and is a predicted model, not a curated record. The coding region runs from base 653 to 1855 and encodes 400 amino acids.
UGUUUCCUGGUGCUUAAUACCGUCUUCUUAUUGCAGGUGUUUAGCUAGAGACAGACUCUCAAGCAGCAGAAAGAAGAGGAACCCAGGCUGCUUACGAAGGUCCCCUGAAAUUACUCCAGGCUUCCCUGAGGUUCCCUUAAGCAGCCUCCUUUUUCUUUAAUUUUUCCCACAGCCCUGCUUAGCUCAUGCUAGGAGGCGUGGCUUGGCAGAGUGGCCUUGUUUUUCCCGGAGUUAAGGUUCUCUCCUCAUCACCGUGCAUCCUGGCUCUUCAGAUCCCUCCUAGGUUUGGGGAAAUCAUGUCUCUGCACGCAACCUACUUUCCUGGAGCACGGCGUGGCGCUGACCGCAGAGCCUGGCCCUCUACUUGAUGAUGACGCUGUUGCCUCAUUUCUUCUGAGCACUCGCUGGUGACGAGGAGCAGAGGGAGGGAGCCUUGCUAGGUCCUGCGGAUCGCAUGCCCAAGCCUCUGCUCGCUCACUGCCUUUAUGAUGCCACCAGCGAAUACACCGAUUGGGCUUGGAUGAAUCACCCAGCCGGCCAAUCUCGACUGCACUAGUUCUCAGUGCCUGAGUCAGUGGCACUGUUACAGAGUGUGGCAGGAUAGACCUGCCUAGCUGUCGUCGCCGGCUAACUGAGAUGCUGGGUGGAGGAGAUGGCAGCCAACUGCUCUGGCAGCUCUGCCUGCCCUGCCAACAGCUCAGAGCAGGAGCUGCCUGGAAUGCCAGAGGGGCGCGGGAGCCUGGGACUGGUCUUCACUGUCGGGUCUGCCGUGAUGAUGGCCAUGGUCAUGUUCUCCCUGGGGUGCUCUGUGGACAUCCGGAAGCUCUGGUGGCAUCUAAGGAGGCCCUGGGGUGUCACCGUGGGACUACUUUGCCAGUUUGGGCUCAUGCCACUGACUGCCUAUCUCCUGGCCAUCAGCUUCUCUCUGAGGCCAGUGCAGGCAGUCGCUGUUCUUAUCAUGGGGUGCUGCCCCGGGGGCACUGUGUCUAACAUCUUCACCUUCUGGGUGGACGGAGACAUGGAUCUCAGCAUCAGCAUGACGACCUGCUCCACAGUGGCCGCCCUGGGCAUGAUGCCCCUCUGCCUCUAUCUCUACACCUGGUCCUGGCACCUGGCUCAGAGCCUCACCGUUCCAUAUCACAGCUUAGGGAUUACUCUGCUGUGUCUGACCAUCCCGGUGGCCUUUGGCAUCUACGUGAAUUUCAAGUGGCCAAAACAAUCGAAAAUCAUUCUCAAGGUCGGGGCCGUGGUUGGCAGCCUCCUCCUCCUGGUGGUCACAGUCGCUGGUGUGGUGCUGUCCAAGGAGUUCUGGAAUUCAGAUACCAGCUUUCUGACCAUCAGUUUCCUCUUCCCUUUGAUGGGUCACAUCGCGGGCUUCCUGCUGGCGCUCCUUACCCGACAGUCCUGGCAAAGGUGCAGGACCAUUUCCCUAGAAACCGGGGCUCAGAACAUCCAGCUGUGUAUCACCAUGCUCCAGCUAUCGUUUACUGCUGAGGACCUGGCCCAGAUGUUUAACUUCCCGCUGGCCUACGGCUUAUUCCAGCUGCUGGAUGGAUUUCUCAUUGUGACAGUGUACCAGGCAUACAAGAGACUGAAGAGCAAACACACACAGCAGAGCCUGCAUGGUGCUGAAGCCCCUCCAGAGAUGAGACCCAAGGAGACAAAUGCUUUCUUGGAGGGGGAUGAAGCAUCGGCUGUGACCCCCAGGCCUUCGGGGUCGGGGGGUCCCCACAGCCUCCUCGCUUCCUGUGAACUGUGUGAACUUGCUGGCCAGUCAGGGCCCCCACACUCUGGAGCAGCAAGGAAGGACGGUGGGCACUGCUGCCUGACCCCUGUCGGCAGAGCCCCGUGUUAAUGACUUGCAUGUUUGUGGGUUCUGAACCACAGCAGAGUCCCUUUCCGAGGGGCUCCUUGGGGCCACAUGGUAGGGUCACUGCAUGUGCUGUUGCCUUCCUGGAGCAGAGUGCACAGGGGGUGCCUUUCCAGUGGGUUUGGUGCAUCAAGAGCCCGGGGCUCAGGUGCUGGGCAGAGCUCAGCCAGGUCCCUGUCACUUUCAGAGCCAGGGCGGGUCCUGGAGCACUCAGGAGGAAACCAUGAGCUCUCACCAAAAGGGGCCCUUCCCGCAGACUGGACUGUCUUUUGUGAUUACAGGCUCUAUUGGUCUUUCGACGGGAGUUAACGAAAACACGGGGUCAAAAGCAAAGGCCUGUGCUGUCCCUCCCUAGGGAGCCAUGCGUCCAGUGUCCUGAUCUCUGUGUGUGCAGAGUCCUCAGGAGAGCGCCAGACCGUCCGUGUCUAAGCCUGGGGCAGGGGCCUGGUGGCACUGCAGAGCUUUCCUACCCGGGGUCCUGCUGACCUACCUCAUUCUACAGCAGUAGGCCCAAGAAGUGUCUCAGCCCUGCACAGGACACAGCUGUCACCCACGGUGUUCAGACCCCCAGCAGUGCUCUGCUCUGCUUUGCACGGGGCUGCCCGGUGCCCUGCACCGCACCACCAGGUCAUGGUGAUCAGGUCACAGCGCCCCAAACAUCUCCGUGGAGACACAUUUUCAAAGUCGCGCCCGAAGCAGGCCUUUGCAGCCCUGCCCGCGUGGGCACCACGGUUCCCUGCUGGUGACCGCAUUUGUCCCGUGCAUCGCCAGCACUUCCCUUGCUGCCUUUCACCUCUUCCUGGAAUGCAGUUUUAUAUUUCACACAUUCAGCUUUCUUUUAACAUGGUCAAAGAUUCUCAGUGUUAAAAUAUUUAUACGUUUUGUGAGUUACAAGACACUUUGUGACAAUGUCCUGAGCCCCUUUUCAGGAGUCCACGUGGGGACCUAGCACAUGCCGCAGGGAAACAAAGCCUGCAGGAGGGAAGCCCGCCCUUCCCCGUGCCCACAUCAUUAAAGGUCCUUUCCCUGUUCUUUUCUAGUA